CUUGACGCGAGCCCUGAGCGACAUGAACCGUCCAAUUCCGCCGAUGCCACGACAUGCGACCCGUGCCAGGUGAUGCGGGGCCUCAGUCUGCGCCGGGUAGGCUGGCGGCGCGCCCUCGGUCCUCCGCCGCGGCGAUGCACGUCCACGAGCCAGACGCCCGCCGGGCCAGCUAAAGAGGUGCAAUUGCAGGACCUCACCGCGAAAUGGCAGCCGCUUUGGGAGAAACUGGCAUCCAGGCCGAAGCAAUCUUUGGAAUCCAACCGCGGAAAGGCAUACAUACUGCCCAUGUUCCCGUACCCCUCCGGCACGCUACACCUCGGCCAUCUGAGGGUCUACACCAUUUCGGAUGUCCUGGCACGCUUCAAGCAGAUGCAGGGCUACGACGUCCUGCACCCGAUUGGAUGGGAUGCCUUCGGUUUGCCUGCUGAAAACGCGGCCAUUGAGCGGGGGAUACAUCCGGAGAAGUGGACGCUGCAGAACAUCGAGGCCAUGAAGAAGCAGAUGAUGGAAAUGGGCGGGCGAUGGUCCUGGGACAGGGAAUUUCGAACCUGCGAUCCCGACUUCUACAAGCACACCCAGCGCAUCUUCCUCAUGCUGCACGAGCGCGGCCUAGCCUACCAGGCCGAGUCGCUGGUCAACUAUGACCCCGUCGAUCAGACCGUCCUCGCGAACGAACAAGUAGACGCCAAUGGCUGCUCAUGGCGAUCCGGCGCGAAGGUGGAGCAGAAGAUGCUCAAGCAGUGGUUCCUAAAUACCAAGGAGUUCCAGGAACCAUUACUAGAAGAUCUAAAAUUGCUGGCAGAGAACGGCAGGUGGCCCGAAAGAGUGCUCGCCAUGCAGAAGAACUGGAUAGGCCGCUCCGUGGGCACCAAGCUGUGGUUCGAGGUUAACAAUCAAAGAUCAGAAGCAAAGUUUGACGCUGUUGACGUGUUCACAACCAGAGCAGACACCUUGUUCGGCGUCAUGUAUGUUGCCUUGUCGCUGAAUCAUCCCCUGGCCCAAGCGUGCGCCAAAGAAGACGAAUCGCUGCGCACCUUCAUCGAGCGAGCAAAGGCCUUCCCUCCUGACUCGAAAGAAGGAUAUUUGCUUCAAGGCAUAGAGGUAUGGAAUCCGCUUGCAGGCCUUAUCGAGGACAACGACAUCAUUUGGCGGGUCCCUGUUUAUGUCGCGCCUUAUGUCCUAGACGAUUACGGCUCGGGAGCGGUUAUGGGCGUGCCUGGCCAUGACGCCCGCGAUCAUGCCUUCUGGCGGCAGAACAGAAGUACACAGCCCGUGAGACAGGUCAUUAUCCCCGCUCCUACAGUAAUGCCUUCCUUCUGCACUGGGCCUGGAGAUAGUCAACAUGGAGAGGACCGACCCAAUCUUGAAAAAGGAUUUGUGGCUUCGCGGGACGGUACUUUUUCGGGGGUUUCCUCAGACGAGGCGAUUGAAAAGAUCAUCACGCUCCUGCAAAGUGCGGGAAGACCCGUUGAGCGGACACAGAAUUGGCGCUUGAGGGAUUGGCUCAUCAGUCGACAACGAUAUUGGGGCACUCCAAUCCCCAUUAUACACUGCACCUCCUGUGGCCCAGUUCCAGUGCCUGAACAGGAUCUGCCCGUCGAGCUUCCUAGCUUACCGGAUAGUUUCUUCCAGAGAAGAAGGGGCAACCCUCUCGCUGAGGAUGAGGAAUGGAAGAAGACACAAUGCCCGAAAUGCCGCGCAGUUGCCGAACGCGAGACAGAUACCAUGGACACCUUUAUGGACUCGUCUUGGUACUUCUUCAGGUUUCUGGAUCCGAAGAACUCGCAGUCUCCCGUGAGUUCGACAAAAGCGGACCAGGAGAUGCCUGUCGAUGUCUACGUUGGUGGGGUGGAGCACGCCAUUCUCCAUCUCCUCUAUGCCCGCUUCAUUUCGAAGUUCCUUUCGACAACCUCCGUCUGGCCGCGCGGAAGACAAGCGAACGGUGAGCCUUUCCAGCAGCUGAUCACUCAAGGAAUGGUGCACGGCAAGACGUACUCGGAUCCCGCCACCGGCCGAUUCAUGCGCCCGGAAGAAGUAGACCUUGGUGACCCGUCGGCGCCGGUCAUCAAAGGAACGGAUAUUACCCCUACUGUCAGCUACGAGAAGAUGUCUAAGAGCAAGUACAAUGGUGUUGAUCCCGGAGCGACGAUUGCCAAGUACGGCGCGGACGCCACGCGAGCACACAUGCUCUUCCAAGCACCCGUCAGCGAUGUUCUCGAAUGGGAUGAGGAGAAAAUCACCGGCGUCCAACGCUGGCUCACACGGGUGCUCAGGCUUUCGACCGCGUUCGGGCGCCAUGCCAAAGAGAUGGAGAAAGUCACACCGUCGAGGGAUAUCGAUGCGGGAGUGGCAGAUCUGCUCAAGGCUCUAAGAGCAGCAAACAUUCUGAAAGUGGCACCGAAGCCCAGGAAUGAUCCAUAUAAGACAGACUUAGAGGAGCUUGUCGCCGCUCUGAAACUGGACGAGAUGGAGCUGCUGUCUAAGCUGCAGGAGACGAUUGCCAGCGUCACAAAAUCCUAUGCUGAGACGUACUCCUUGAACACGGUUGUCAGCGACCUCAUGACGCUGACGAACACCAUCUGGGACACGCCUCACGUUUCUGCCUGCACACCAUGGUUCAAAUGGUUCGCCACGGCCCAUCUCCUCCGAAUGCUCGCUCCAAUCGCCCCCGGCGUAGCAGAAGAAAGCUGGCAUACUCUCCAUUCGACAACCAGCCUCCACAUCCGCACAACCACCCUUCAUCCUUUCCACGACAACGGCGACUCCUCCAUUUUCGCCUUCGGCUUCCCAACCGCAAACCUCGACAUCCUACCCCUCCUCAACCCGACCACACCAUGCGUAGUGCAAGUCAACGGCAAGAAGAAAUUCCAGGCGAACAUACAGAAGGUGCCAUUGACGAUCCCGAGCCAGGACGACCCGGCGGUCAAGCAGUGGGUGUUGAAACACCUUCUGCAGACGGAUCUGGGCAAGAAGUAUAUGGACAGAGAGACGGGAGCGGUAUGGAAGGCGGGUGGGUUCGGAGAACGGCAUCCGAUAUACAGACUCGUGCCGAACGAUUGGACGGUUAUUGUUGCGAAGAGAGGGAGGAUAGUGAAUCUCGUCAGUCCGAAGAAGGUAGGCGGCAGCAAACGCGACACCGAAUCGCGUAUUGAAAAAGGAGGAAAUGUCAUCGGAAAGAAAACAGGCGGAAAAUGAGGAGCCGACUCCAAGAAGGAGACGCAGAAGAAAAGUCCAGCCAACCCAUCUUCAACUUCCCUCGCACUAACAGCCGUUUCUAGUAUGGCGUGGGGUUUGGUAGGACGCUCUCCUUGUACGAUAUCUGUGGAGAUACAUGCAUCUCCUAAGUUAGGUUAGUUUAGGAGUGUAUAGUGUAUAGUGUAAACUAGUGUACAGUACUUUCUACAUAUCC
Trematosphaeria pertusa is the source of this 3409-nucleotide messenger RNA. RefSeq names its product leucyl-tRNA synthetase. The transcript is spliced from 2 exons. Gene Ontology annotation, biological process: leucyl-tRNA aminoacylation; mitochondrial translation. The record is from RefSeq and is a predicted model, not a curated record. Bases 73 to 3195 code for a protein of 1040 amino acids. Gene Ontology annotation, cellular component: mitochondrion. Gene Ontology annotation, molecular function: ATP binding; aminoacyl-tRNA deacylase activity; leucine-tRNA ligase activity. NCBI's taxonomy places the organism in Eukaryota, Fungi, Ascomycota, Dothideomycetes, Pleosporales, Trematosphaeriaceae.